UAGGAGGAAACAAUGAACAACAGUUCUUUAUUUUCAAGAGAGAUGCUCCUACAGAGAUUGUCGAGUUUAAAUGACGAGAAAUCUUCUUUGCUUGUGCCGGUUAAAAUUUACCUUGGAAUUUUGAUCGUUUUUGGAUCAUUAGGCAACAUUAUGGUGUUCUAUUUUUACGGAUUUCGCUCAAAGAGGACCAGCAACAAAAUCUUCAUAUUGUCACUGACUGUGUGCGAUAUACUAUCGUGUUGCAUAUCCAUGCCAACGGAAAUAGCUUUUGACUUAAACAGAUUUUAUUUGUAUGACGAUGAAGUUGCUUGUAAAAUAUUUGUGUUUUUAAAUUUUCUAACGUCGUUUGCCUCAGCGUUGACAUUAACGGCUAUUUCGAUCGAACGAUUUCUUCGUGUGACACAAACGGGCUCCACGACCCGCCAGAUAACAGAAACAAUGGCGAAAAAGGCUUCUUUAAUUGUUGCUGGUUCGUCGGUUUUGAUCUCAUGGCCUGCGUUUGUUGUGUAUGGAACGCAGCCCAUUGAAAUUGAGGAUCAAACGGGAACUGUUUUAAUUGGCGCCGACUGUACAGCUCUGAAAGGAGAUAAGAUGGAUGUAUAUGUUAUGGUAUUUAGUAUUGUUCAUAUUGCAGCAUUCGUUGUCACGGCGCUUAUUGUUGUUGUGCUUUAUUCAAUAAUCAUGAGAACAAUAUACAGGCACAGGACAUUACUUGUUAAAUUAAAACAGCGAAUUGAUCAAUCGUCUCUUCAAGAACUGGGACAACAGAAUAUCGUAUUGGUGGAAUCGUCUAGUGAAGACGUUGCAACAAAUAAAGAGAGCGAUUCAAUAAACAGCUCCACAUCUAAUACUAUGAAGAUCUACAGCGUACCUCUAUCCGCUCAUGAAAAUAUGAAUAUAAAUGCCAAAGGUAAAACAGGCACUUAUAAAAGAACGUCAGAUUGUAACAAUGACACACGUGAAACUUCUACUGGCAAUUCUGAACAUUCACAAAAAGACAAUAAGGGCAUCCGGAAGAAUAAUACGCAACCCAAGGUUAGAGGAAGAUCUAAAUCUAUUCAAGAUAUGGUUCGGGUCACUAACAUUUCCUCGGUUAGAGUGACCCAAAUGAUGAUCGCUGUGACCAUGUCGUUCAUCCUAAGCUUUCUGCCUUGCCUCACGCUGAUCACUUGGCGGACAGUUCUCGCGGUUCAUAUGGAUAACUAUCUUACGGAUACGGAGUUAGUUCUAUACGAAAUUGGUCUCCGUUCAUACUUCAUUAACAGCGCGCUAAACCCAUGGAUUUAUGGUCUGUUUAACACGAAGUUUAGAUCGUAUAUAAAGGAGCGUUUUAAAUUAUUACUCUGUUGUUAUAAAGUAUACAUAUAA
Molecule: messenger RNA, 1368 nt
Organism: Dreissena polymorpha
Lineage: Eukaryota; Metazoa; Mollusca; Bivalvia; Myida; Dreissenidae
Product: D(2) dopamine receptor B-like
Exons: 1
Coding region: 13-1368 (451 amino acids)
Biological process (GO): G protein-coupled receptor signaling pathway
Cellular component (GO): plasma membrane
Molecular function (GO): G protein-coupled receptor activity
Source: RefSeq, a predicted model, not a curated record